AUGACAGACCCAGCUCGCAAAGCGCGCUCGGCAAUCUGCCACAAGUGUCGUGCUACGACCAAGAAGCUUUUCACCUGCAUUCAAUGCAAUAAUCUCGCAUUCUGUGACGAUUGCUGGUCCGAAUGGGAGCUUCACGAGCCGGGUGCUGUCGGCUGGGAUGGUAGACCGCACGAGAAGUCUAAUCCCCAGGUGGUCCAGAGAUUGGGCGAAAUCCUGGAACCCACCCACUCAACGACUGAGCACGAACUCGAAUUCCAAUCCGAUGAAGAUACCACAUGGUUUGGAGUUGGGCGAGACUCAACCAAUCAACCCAUACUGCAAGACUAUGGACGAUUCGCCACGUUGAUGAGCGAUAAUCAAACCCCAGACAAUGGGAAUCGGUACCCUCAGCUUGUGUCGUUCAUUGGGCAAACAGGGGCCGGUAAGAGCACGUUGAUCAAGAUGCUGAUUGAUAGGCUUGCCAUGCUUGACCGCGGGGCAAAGUAUCCGUCGCCUGUUACUUCGUCUAAUAACGACCGCGUUCCGACAACUGGCGAUGUCCACCUCUAUGCCGAUCCGAUGUCUUACAACACCCAAGCACCUGUACUAUACGCAGAUUGCGAGGGUUUAGAUGGCGGGGAAGCUGUACCAUCAGGUCUGCGCCAUCGUACAAAGGGAAAAGAGGAGGCUCUAGGGAUCCUCAACGAUGUCACGAAUGUCAUGGGCAAGACUGGUCUAGGCAGAUCGCCGAAGCCAUCAACUGCUAGUCGUUCUUCUGGUGUCAUUGAUACAUCCUCGAAGCGAAAGUUCGGAAAAUCGCGCUACGCAUCUCAACGGGACCUCGAAUGGGCAGUAACACCAGAAACGAAGAAGAGAGAAUACGCAGUCACACAACUCUAUCCCAGACUGCUCUACACCUUCUCAGACGUGGUUGUUUUCGUACUGAGAAACCCCAGGGCUUUUGAAUCCACUGUCCUCGACAAGCUUCUGGAAUGGGGAUCGGCUUCGAUCGACAAGUCGCUGAACCAGCCUGCUCUCCCCCACGCAGUCAUUGUCCUCAAUGCGACAGACAAUGUGGAUGAAGAUGAAUGGAAUAUUGAGACCGCGACUGCUCGUCUUCUCGAUGACAUUAGUGGAGCGAUUUUCCGUGAACCUCGAUUCGAAGAGCAAGCCAGGCUUUGGCAGGACAUCGGUCGAACCAUUAACACUACCAAAGACUUACUCGACUGCUACUAUGCUUCGACCUCCGUCAUUCGAGUUCCGUCUCGCGGUCGCUACAUGCUCAUGGACGAUCAGAUGGGGAAGUUAUUUGAGCUGAUCAACAAAAGAUGCCAAGCGUCUCUACUGACCAAGAAGCGUGUUCGAAUGCUCGCAACUGCCGACAAGUUGCAGGUCUACCUCCACGCAGCUUACGAUCACUUCUCUCGCGACCUAGAUACCCCAUUUGAUUUUGUCAAGGAAGCACUUAAGCACAAUCCCAUUCCACAGGACUUCAGUGGCAACAUCUUGAACUUGGCGAUCUCAAUCACCAACAACUCGACACAAAUUGCACAACAAGGUGGAGGAACUCAACGGAUCUUCGAAAAGAUGGUGCCAAUGAUAUCCUCCUGCAUCAUGCUAGACUCAGUCCGUCAGAACUUCCUGGAAGGAUACGCGGACUUUUAUGCGCCAUGCACUUUUUCUCAUCCUAAAUAUGAAAAAUGCUAUAACGUCAAGUUUGGGCAUGAUCCAAAAGGUCACCAGAACAAACAUGGACGUAUUUUUGCAGCAGGCAGUUAUCAGUCAGAUGUUGAUCUUCAAGACUUUGCUGGUCAAUGGAUUGACCAGAUUCGGAAUGACUUGCGUCAGAACCAUGCCAAGUUUCUCGAUGCCACCUCACGAGUGCGCGAGCAAAGUAGUGUGGGGGACUUCAUCAGUCACUCGACUUGCUUUUCGUGCCUCAGAGAGCUCCCUGAACAUCCACUGCCGUGUGGUCACGUUUUGUGUCUACCGUUUGUCGUAGAAGAAGCUGGGGCUCCGCCUGAUGAAGCAUCAAAGAUACCCGUACCGGAGGCAAGCAUCACUGACAUGUAUCUCCGAGGCACAUUCAAACUCAAGAGGAUUCGCAUUGUGGUUAGCAAACAGCUAUCAACCACAAACAUCUUUCUGUGCUUGCGAACAGACUCUGAGCCAUACCCGCACUCGAGUAACGCAUUCCUCCCAAUCAGCGGCUUUCCUCGAGAGCUGAUGAGCGAAGAAAGUCAGAGAAAGGCACAAACACCUCGUUCAAACAAGCUUCUGAAAAGCGUGGCUGAGCUUCGCAAGGCGAAUACCCAACGAUAUAGAAGUAUGAGGGAACGCGCUGGCGCUGUGUCUGGGAUGCAUGACCAUCUGGACGACUCUAGUUCUUCCUUGAGCACCCAGAGGUCGCGAGUAUCGGGAGAUUCGAAUCGGUCUGCUCCUAUCACUCCAGCCGACGUCGGCAAAUGGUCGGCUGGGAAGGACGAGUUGUUGAGCCCCGAGAAGUUCAUAUUCGAAUUGGAAGCAUAG
Colletotrichum phormii is the source of this 2508-nucleotide messenger RNA. RefSeq lists its product as uncharacterized. The transcript is spliced from 6 exons. Lineage: Eukaryota; Fungi; Ascomycota; Sordariomycetes; Glomerellales; Glomerellaceae. The record is from RefSeq and is a predicted model, not a curated record. Bases 1 to 2508 code for a protein of 835 amino acids.